This is a messenger RNA of Grosmannia clavigera kw1407, 2805 nucleotides long. Its product is annotated as metalloreductase transmembrane. Gene Ontology annotation, biological process: intracellular iron ion homeostasis; copper ion import; iron ion transport. The record is from RefSeq and is a predicted model, not a curated record. Lineage: Eukaryota; Fungi; Ascomycota; Sordariomycetes; Ophiostomatales; Ophiostomataceae. The coding region runs from base 1 to 2805 and encodes 934 amino acids. Gene Ontology annotation, cellular component: plasma membrane. The transcript has a single exon. Gene Ontology annotation, molecular function: ferric-chelate reductase activity.
AUGGCCACUCGCCUUCAGCCUGAGGCGCCGGCACUGGCCCGCCGCAUCAACAUCCCGCUGACGGCCACCAGCCCGGCCGGGCUGAUCGAGGCCGACACAGUCGAUCCGUGGAACAAAUCAGGCAAAUACGCGCUCGCCUGGACAUACUUUGCCCUGGCCCUGACCGGUUGCGUGGUGGUCGUGCGGUUGUGGCACUACUGGCAGGACAAGAUCCGGCAGGCCAUCUACAAGCAAGAGGUUGAAGAGCACUACCGCAACCUCUAUGUGACGAAUCCGGAGUGGGAGCAGCCGGCAGCGACAGCAGGGAGCCUUGCGGAGCAGGAGGCAGCACAGGCAGCACAGGCAGCACAGGCAGCACAGGCAGCACAGGCAGCACAGGCAGCACAGGCAGCACAGGCAGCACAGGCAGCACAGGCAGCACAGGCAGCGCAGUACGCGCAGUAUGCACAGUACGGGCAGCACGGACCCAAUGGACCCAACGGAACGCCAGCCACGGUCAGCCACGCGUCCAGCCGGCACUUUUUUCCGGAGGAGACGAAGCAGGAGACGGCAUUUCGGCCGACGGGCAACUUCUCAUCGGUCGGACCGGUCAACGACGCGAUCGCACUGUUCCGGUGGCUGUUUUACCGGCCGCUGCCCGACGUUGUGUGGCGCAAGUACCGGUUCACUUUCUCGUCGGUGGCGGUGCUGGCGUGCGGGUUCGUGGCGCUGGCGUUCUCGGCGCUGUACUGCUUCCUGCCACAGCCGCUGUACUGGCAGAGCAUCCGAUUUGGGGCUCCGCCGGUGGCCGUGCGGGCAGGCAUGAUGGCGGUGGCGAUGACGCCGUGGAUCAUCGCGACGAGCACCAAGACCAACGUGCUGACACUGAUCACGGGCAUCGGGCCGGAGCGGCUCAACGUGCUGCACCGCUGGGCAGGCUACCUGUGCCUGUUCCUGUCGCUGGUGCACGCGAUCCCGUUCUACGUGCAGCCAGUGUGGGGCGACGGCGGGAUGGCGGUGUUCCAGCGGCUCUUCUCCAACGGGCUGAUUGUGUACGGCACGGGCAUUGCGUGCCUGGUGCCGCUGAUCUGGCUGUGCGUGGCAUCGCUGCCGAUUGUGCGGCGGGUGGCAUACGAGGCCUUUGUGCUGCUGCACGUGCCGGUCGGACUGCUGUAUGUCGGGCUGUUGUUCUGGCACACCAAGAACUUUUUGCACUCGUGGGCGUACCUGUACGCGACGUGCGCCAUCUUCGGGGCGUGCCAGCUGUGGCGGCUGGCGAAGCUCAACUGGACGCGCCCGUGGAGGCUGGCCUUUCUGGUGGGCGACGAGGCGGCGAUCUCGCUGAUGGCGGAAGACGCGAUCAAGAUCACGAUCCCGACGCAGAUGCGAUGGCAGCCAGGCCAGUACGUGUACCUGCGGAUGCCGGGCAUCUCGCUGUUUGAGAACCACCCGUUCACGGUGUCGUCACUGUGCAGCGAGGACUUCCCGUCGGCCUACGGUGAUGCAUACCGCGACUGCGUGCUCGUCUUCCGGCCGUACGGCGGCUUCACACGGCGCGUGCUGGACACGGCCGUUUCCAAGGGACCCUUCCACACAUACCGAGCCUUUCUAGACGGGCCAUACGGCGGGAUGCGGCGCGAGCUGGCCGCUUUUGACACGUGCAUUCUGAUUGCCGGCGGCUCGGGCAUCACGUCGCUGAUGUCGCAGCUGCUGAACCUGAUCAAGCGGAUGCGUGACGGCAAGGCCAUCACCAAGCGGAUUGUCGUCGUCUGGGCGCUGCGCCGCCUCGAGGCCAUGGACUGGUUCCGCGAGGAGCUGCGCAUCUGCCGCGAGUCGGCGCCGCCCGAGUCUGUGACCUGCAAGUUCUUUGUCACGGCGGCGACGCGCGCAGAGCAUCGAAACCCGCAUCUCGGCGGAGAUGCUCUCGGCCUGUUCGGCGGGCCCGAUGCGACGACGAGCAGCGUUGUCUUCACCCCGGGCAUGGGAGGCAUGGGUGCCCACCACCAACAGCGCGCACCCCGACCGCUCAGCAACCUCUUCCACGACCGGCUCGACGGGUUCGUGGCCGGCAUCGCAUCCAAGCGCAAUUCAGCCCUCAUUGUGGCCGAGGCCCAGGGCGAUCCCGAGGUUGAGCGACAGCUGCGCGCCGAAGACGAGGACCGCAUCACAGCCCUGCCCCAGCAAAAGUACCUGCAGCCGUACCAGAUGCAGGUCCCGCUGCCGGACGAGUCGCUGCGCCGGCUGGAGGGCCGUGGAGAGAAGCAGGCGGCCCAAGCGACCGAGGCGUCUCAGCCUGGCGAGUUCCACUUCACGCCGCAUCCACGAACAGACGCGCCGCACUUUAACCUGGCGCCACCAGUCCUGGCAGCGAGAGAGGCAGUGGGCUCGGGCGAAGACGAGGGUGAGAACGAGAACGAGACGACGUCGGAAGCCCAGAUGCGGCCGCCAGAGUUGGCACACCUGCGGACAGACAGCGGGCCGACGUCGACGUUUGGGCCGCCGUCCGGCUUCGACUUUGGCUUCCCGGAGACGCCGACGGAGUUCCAGCGAUCGCUGAUGCGGUUCGCCUUUCCGGUGCCGCACCAGAUCGACGGCGGCUGGAGCGUGGAGUACGGACGACCGGACCUGGGCUACAUGCUGCACGAAUGGGCCCGAGGGGGGGCAGACGGGCGCGGCAUUCUGGGACGGCGUACAGCCGUGUUUGUGUGUGGGCCAGCGAGCAUGCGGGUGGGCGUGGCGACGACGGUGGCAGCGCUGCAGGCGGAGAUCUGGGGGGACGACAUGUUGGAGGAGAUAUUUCUGCACACGGAGAACUAUGCGUUGUAG